AUUACAUCAACUCCAAAAUCGCAUUAAAAACCAUAUUCCCCAUAUAUGCGCUUUCAUGUCUCCUUUUCUCUUUCUAGUUCUGCACUCUUUCGGAUUCAUCCACAGCCAUCAUCACACUGCUGCCUUUCUCAAAGCUUAAUUACUUAGUUUUUUUUUUUUUUUUUUGUCUUUUCUCUUCUCCUCAGCCUCAGAAAUUAUUCAAGAAACAGAGCCAUUUUCGCAGCUUUUUCUCCCAAGUUGGUAUAAUCAGGAGAUGGAAACGUUGUGUCCGAGUUCAGGGUGGAUGAUCCACCAGGGCCACAGCACGACAUGGACGAAAGAGGAGAACAAGAAGUUCGAAAGCGCUUUAGCGAUUUUCGAUGAGAAAACUCCCAACAGAUGGUUUAAGGUGGCUGCAAUGAUCCCUGGAAAGUCGGUUUACGAUGUGAUCAAUCAGUACAGGGAAUUAGUGGCAGAUGUUAGUGAUAUAGAGGCAGGUUUGGUCCCAAUUCCCGGCUACUUGGCUUCGUCGUUUACGUUGGAAUUGGCGGAUCAUCGCGGUUUUGAUGUGUAUAGGAAGAGGGCCGGCAGGCCCUGUGAUCACGAACGGAAGAAGGGCGUGCCUUGGACAGAAGAUGAACACAGACGUUUCCUAUUAGGACUUGAGAAGCACGGAAAAGGGGACUGGCGGAACAUUUCCAGGAACUUUGUGAUCUCCAAAACCCCGACACAAGUUGCUAGCCACGCGCAGAAGUACUACCUAAGGCAGCUCUCGGGAGGCAAAGACAAGAAGAGGCCUAGCAUUCAUGACAUAACGACAGUCAGUCUCACCGGCACUCCUCCAACAGAGAGCGACAGAUCUCCUCCUUUGGAGAAAUCUAACGUUGGACUUAUCACAUCCGACCAUAACCCCACAAGUGCUCCAAAGGUAGUAUUGGACUGGAAUCACAACAACAACGACGAAGCCCUCAUGGUGUUUAACCCGUCUUGUGUCGACCCUUUCGCUGCACAUCCGCACGACAUUGCCACACAUAGUCGUUAUGUCGUUAGCAAUGUUGGUUCUGGUCCAGGUUUCUGCAUGCAGUUGCCAAGAUUUCAUGCCUGAGGAAACAACUUAUGUUAAGGACGUUGGGCUGGAAAUCCUGAUGUUGUGGUUACUGGUCAGAAAGUGACUGUGCCUGUGUGCUUCAUGAACCAAUAUAUGCUAAAUAUGCAUCUUUAUGGGAAGUUAAUGAAUCUUUAUGCAGUUUCACGUUUCUA
Messenger RNA from Sesamum indicum (sesame), 1239 nucleotides. Its product is annotated as transcription factor DIVARICATA. The record is from RefSeq and is a predicted model, not a curated record. Gene Ontology annotation, molecular function: DNA binding. Lineage: Eukaryota; Viridiplantae; Streptophyta; Magnoliopsida; Lamiales; Pedaliaceae.